AUGAUAAACGCAUCUAUAAACGUCAACCAAACAACUCCUGAAGGUUAUCUCGAAUGCACAAUCUCUUUGGAUAGAUAUCAACUGGUAUUUCACUCUGCAUUAAAUGUAACAAGUUCUAUCGUAGCCAUCUUAGGAAACAUUCUGAUUCUCGUUGCAUUUCGGAAUGUUUCAGCUCGAGCUCUUCACCCACCUUCGAAACUCCUCUUUGAGUGCCUUGCUUAUACCGAUCUUGCUGUGGGCCUUUUCCUCCAACCAGUUCGUAUUACCACUGAUAAUUCAAAUGAAAAUACCGAGACUUGUUUAUAUGGCCUUCUUGGUUCCUGGAUUCUCGGGCCCAUCUUAUGUGGAGUAUCUCUUCUUACGCUGACAAUAAUAAGUAUGGAUAGACUUCUCGCUCUUACACUUGGUCUUAGAUACAGACAGAAGGUGACUUUGAAACGAGUGCGGUUAAUCCUGGCCUUAUGUUGGCUCGUUAGCAGUGCUACUGAAUUGAUUGCCCUUCACAGUUUUAACAUAGCUCUCAUGAUGUCGCUUAUAAGCACAGUGUUGAAUAUAGCAAGCUCGACUUUCUGCUAUAUUACGAUUUUUGUAAUGCUUUUUAAUCAGCAGGCCCGAGUCCGUGAUCAUAUCCAACAUAGACAACUUAGCAAUAAUGGGAGCCAGUUGAACAAUUCGCGCUACCGGAAGACAGUGAAAAGUGCUUUGUGGGUGCAGCUGACAUUGCUUGUUUGCUUUCUUCCUUUUGGCGUGGAGAAAACGUUCUUCGUUGAAAAUGGAUUCGAGUCACCUUUUCUUACGAAAAUCGUGGGGUCUCAUGUGUGCCUGAAUUCCGCUAUAAAUCCUAUAAUCUACUCAUGGAAAGAAGCGGAGGUUAGGCAAGCACCGAUGGCGACGAUAGAACAGGUUUGUUUGGCAAUCUUACCUCACUAA
Messenger RNA from Pocillopora verrucosa, 930 nucleotides. Lineage: Eukaryota; Metazoa; Cnidaria; Anthozoa; Scleractinia; Pocilloporidae. The record is from RefSeq and is a predicted model, not a curated record.